Messenger RNA from Entamoeba histolytica HM-1:IMSS, 1335 nucleotides. RefSeq lists its product as uncharacterized. The record is from RefSeq and is a predicted model, not a curated record. The transcript has a single exon. The coding region runs from base 1 to 1335 and encodes 444 amino acids. Lineage: Eukaryota; Evosea; Mastigamoebida; Endamoebidae. Gene Ontology annotation, cellular component: cytoplasm.
AUGUCUGACAUCAAUACUUUCCUUCAUUUUUGUUUAAUUCAAAAAGAUACUUCUAAAUUUCUAGUAUUACCUUCAUUACCAAAUCCAUUUAAUUAUGAUAUUAAAAACUUAGCGUUUUAUAGUUGUUCAGAUGUACCUUCAUGUCAAAUACAAAUUCAUUUUCAUCCGUCAAGGGAUGUUUAUGGAAUUCCAUUAGGAGUUAUUAGUUGUUCAUUAUCAUCAAAAAUUUCAGUAGCUAUUUUAACAAAUUCUCCAUUUUUAACAUAUUUUUCAACGAGAUUACAAAGAAUUAGUCAAUUUUUUUUAACACAACCAGGUAUUUCAAAAGAAAUAUUUAUUCAAGGAUAUAAUUUAUUAGUUAGUAGUGUUGUUCCAUCUCCUGCACCAAUUGAAAUUGAAACAGCAUUUGGAGUAGAUCAGUCAUUAACAAGAUUAUUAAAUAAAUAUUCAUCAGAAUUUCCAACAUUAUUAAAACUAUUAUUAAUAGAAAGUAAAACUAUUUUUUUAAGUACUAAUGAUUCAAGUAGUUUAAUGAUGUAUGCAUUAGCAAAUUGUAUGCCUGGAUUAAUUACACCAUUUACUGAUAUUUUAUCAAUUUGUGGAGUUGAUGUAAUAAAUCCAUUAUUAGAACUUUCAUUACCUUUUAAAAACUAUUCAACAAAUUCUUUAUUUUUCUCUCUUCCAUUAGUUUCUUUAAAUAAUAUAAUUGGAAAUCAAACAGGUUUUAUGGCAGCUGUAUGUAGUUCUGUAUUAAGAACACGAAGUGAAAAUAUUGAUGUUAUUAUUGAUAUUGAUAAUUCAAAAUUAAUUUGGAAUAAUAAACAACUCCAAAAAAUUGUUUCUUGUACUUCAAGUGAUAAAAAAUUUUCUAAAUAUUUAGUUGAUAAAAUAAGACAACAUAAAUCACUUCAUACAUAUGAAGGAAGUGAGCAUUGGUUAUUAAUGAAAAGUGCAUUAUAUAUAAUACAGUUUUUAUCAAUGAUGUGUUCAUUUGAUAUAUUUUCUGAUAAUGAGACAUUACCAAAAAAUAUUCCAAAUUGUCAAGAUUAUGGAACUGAUUUUGUUAAUGGUUUUUGUAAAACUAAAGGAUUUUAUGAAUGGAAGAAAUCUCUUAUGUUAUCAGGUAAAGCAAAAAAAAUGACAGAAUUAUUUGAACCAAGUCAUCCUUGUAAUAAAUUAUUUAAUGAAUCUAAACAAAAAUUAAUUAGAGGAACUAUUUACGAUUAUGAACAACUCUUUAAAAUGAACGUUUUAAUUCAAAAAUCUGAAAUACAUUCAAUAAAUACAACUACUAAUGAAAUAGAUUUAGAAUUAGAUGAUUCAAUUGAUUUGUAA